UAUCAACAACUAGUUCAAGAGUUUUGACGGACAGCAAUGGCAGCGGAAAGGAAACGAUUGAAAGAAGACAAGCUUAGAAGUAAAAACUGGAAAAGAUGGGGGGCAUAUUUGUCUGAGAGGCAAUGGAGCACAGUCAGAGAAGAUUAUUCAGAGGAUGGUAACUGCUGGGACUACUUCCCACAUGACCAUGCACGGUCCCGGGCGUACCGCUGGGGCGAGGACGGGCUCAUGGGCAUCACAGACCGCCAGUGUCGCAUGUGCUUCGCCCUGGCACUGUGGAAUGGCAAGGACUCCAUUCUCAAGGAGAGGCUGUUUGGACUCACUAGCUCUCAGGGCAACCAUGGAGAAGAUGUGAAGGAGUUAUACUACUAUCUGGACAACAUGCCCACACAUGCCUACAUGAAGAUGCUAUACAAGUACCCUCAGGACAAAUAUCCUUACUCUGAUCUGGUCCACAAGAACGCCGCUCGCACAGUCAAGGACCCCGAGUAUGAAGUCCUUGACACAGGUGUGUUUGACAACAAUCGCUACUGGGACGUGUUAGCAGAGUACUGCAAGGCUUCGCCCAACGACAUCCUGGGCAGAUUCACCAUCUCAAACAGAGGCUCUACAUCCGAGGUCAUCCACUUCCUGCCUACGCUCUGGUUCCGAAACGUGUGGUCUUUUGGCAAGGACUGUGAUUCUUGGAUGGAGGAGAAGCCGUGCAUGUCUCAGGAAGAGCCGGGCAAAGUGAGAUGUGAACAUGGCACUCUUGGUACGUUCUUCUUUGAAAUCGACAAGGGUCCUAGUGGCGAAUCCCCCGAGAUUAUAUUCACGGAGAAUGAAACCAACAACCAGCGUAUCUACAACACCCCCAACACCCGUAGAUACGUCAAGGACGCCUUCCACAACUACGUCAUUCGUGGCGACAAGGAUGCUGUGAAUGAGGCGAAUCGUGGAACAAAGUGUGCAGCCCACUACUCUGUACGUGUCGGUGCUGGAGAACAUGUCACAUUCAGAAUGAGGCUGUACUGUCAGAACGAGGCUCCACCUCACCCAAUCAGCCAUGACAGUUUCAACGAACUCUUCAGCACCAGGAUCAAGGAAGCUGAUGCGUUCUAUGAUGAUGUGAUAGUCAGCAAGAGCCCUGUAGAGAGGAUGAUAGCCCGCCAGGCGUACGCAGGUUUGUUGUGCAGCAAACAGUUCUACUGCUACAUUGUAAAGGAAUGGCUGAAGGGUGACUGCGGAUGUGCCUGCCCCCCAGCCAGACGACUGAAAGGUCGGAACAGUGAUUGGACACAUCUGUUCAACAGGGACAUUAUUGCCAUGCCAGACAAAUGGGAGUAUCCCUGGUACGCUUCCUGGGAUCUGGCGUUCCACAUGAUAGUCUUCGCAAACAUCGACAUCCACUUUGCCAAGGAACAGCUGGUUCUAUUUCUCAGGGAAUGGUACAUGCACCCAAAUGGUCAGAUGCCAGCAUAUGAGUUUGCUCUUGAUGACGUCAACCCCCCUGUCCAUGCUUACGCUGUGCUACGGGUGUACAAGAAGUCUGGGCCCAGAGGUCAGCGCGACCUCACAUUCCUGGCACGAUGCUUCCACAAGCUGGUCAUUAACUUCACAUGGUGGGUGAAUCGGAAAGAUCCGAGUGGCAAUAACAUCUUUACUGGUGGCUUCCUCGGCCUGGACAACAUCGGUGUGUUUGACAGAUCCAAGCCUUUACCUACAGGAGGGGUACUUGCACAGGCUGAUGCAACAGCAUGGAUGGGUUUCUUCAGCGUCAUCAUGAUGCAGAUCAGCCUCAUCCUGGCCAAAAGGGACCCCAUCUACGAAGACAUGGCCAGCAAGUUCUUCGAACACUUUAUUGCCAUAGUAGAUGCCAUGAACAGAGCCGGCACAGGAGAAGGUCUAUGGAAUGAAAGAGAUGGCUUUUACUAUGACCACAUCCAUGCCCAGGACAUCGUGCCUCUGCGUAUCCGCUCGGUGGUGGGCAUGAUCCCGUUGUUCACCUGCUUCGUGCUUGAUGAGACCAUUAUGAAGAGACACCCGGGAUUCAGCAAACGCACCAAGUGGUUUAUGGAUCACAGGAAGGAUCUUUCUUCUCGGAUCUCCUUCAUGGUGAAAGGGGAGCACGAGGAAGUGUACAUGCUGUCCAUGGUCACCCGGAAACAAAUCUCAAAGAUGCUCGAGUACAUUCUAGAUGAAGAAGAGUUCCUCUCACCAUAUGGCAUCCGGUCACUCUCCAAAUAUCACAAGGACAACCCGUUCGUGUUCUCCGCAGGCCAUGAAUCAUUCAGUGUUGACUAUGAGCCGGGAGAGUCUUCGACCAACAUGUUUGGAGGAAACAGCAAUUGGAGGGGUCCAAUAUGGCUCCCUAUGAACUACAUUCUGAUCGAGACUUUGCACAGGUACGACUACUUCUUCGGCGACACACUGCAGGUGGAGUGCCCCACACGAUCAGGGCGGUACAUGCGACUCCGUGAUGUGGCGCGCGAACUAUCGGGGCGAAUAUCCCGCCUCUUUCUCCCAGAUCUCUAUGGCAACAGAGCAUCUCAUGGUGAAGAGGAACGGUAUGCCAAGGAUCCUAACUUCAAGGACCUGCUGCUUUUCUAUGAAUACUUCCAUGGUGAUACAGGAAAAGGUUUAGGUGCAAGUCACCAGACAGGUUGGUCGGCCCUGAUUGUAGACUUAAUGGAAGGUUCCCAUAAAACUGCUGAAACAUUCGACAGCACCAGCUCCCUUUCUGGCAACAGUAUCUACUAGUACUAGUAUAAGAACAAGGAAAUUUGUAAAAGAAAUGAUCCCAGUAUUGUGUAUAUCACGCUUUUUUCAUGAUUCAGGUGGUUUCUGGGUUUUUAGAAUGAAGCACUGUAACGUCAUUGUUCCGAAAACAUCCAAUCUUUCUUUCAAAUUCUGGUUUGGUCUGGGAAAACUCAACCACUGUAUUGUACAAAGAUAAAUUGUAAUAAAAAACUGUUUUAAUAUCCUUUUGCCUUAUAGAAAUUUAUUCACAUAUUAUAGAAACAUGUACAUGAUUUCAUAUUUACACCAAUGUCUUAUGAAUUUUGUCUAAGCAAUUGACUCUUACAAUUAAGAUGAGUAACAGUAAAAUACAAACUGUAUCGUGUGCUGCAUGAUGAGUUACAAACCUAUACAUAUUUACAACAAUUUGGUCGUGUUUUA
Molecule: messenger RNA, 3159 nt
Organism: Haliotis rufescens (red abalone)
Lineage: Eukaryota; Metazoa; Mollusca; Gastropoda; Lepetellida; Haliotidae
Exons: 18
Coding region: 37-2739 (900 amino acids)
Biological process (GO): oligosaccharide metabolic process; protein N-linked glycosylation
Cellular component (GO): endoplasmic reticulum membrane
Molecular function (GO): Glc3Man9GlcNAc2 oligosaccharide glucosidase activity
Source: RefSeq, a predicted model, not a curated record